UAGAUGAUGUACUGGAAUACCUCGCGCCAACUCUCGAGCAGUAUAAAGGCUGUACUAUUAUCGAUUUACAUCCUGGUUCGUGUCUAUGGUCGCGAAAAGUACACAAUCUGCUCAGGCCGAAAAGUCAUCUGCUCCUGGAACCCGAAUCGCAAUACCAGGAGUAUGUAGAUGACCUUGUGAACGAGCCGCAGUCGACCUAUAAGCACAUUGAUCUGCCAGGCGCGAUGCAUCAAGAGAUCGCGGCUACCUACAAUCAGCUUUUUCAGGACGACGGGCCCAUUCCGAUCUCAGACCGCGUCUCAAGCUCCGGGCCAUUGAACGCAACCCCUCCCAUUCUCGUAAUAGGGAGCCUGAACCGAAGGAAGAGCCUCAAAUACAGCGGCAAAUCUUUCAGCGGCUCGGUUGCGUCAAUCUACCACUUCUGUUAUGGCGCAUUAGUGAACGACUAUAUGCAUCGGUUCGGUCCCGCGAGAAUGCUGCUCUGGACUCCGGAACAAGAUAGAAUACAUUUUCUUCCAGAGAGAACCAUGUACAGGAACAAUUCUGAAGCUACUGUCUCCAUGGGCAUGCAUGUUCAGACUGCAGUUGCCGUGGAACAACUCAUUGCGAGAAGAAAACUGAACGAAUGGAGUUCUCGAUCGAGGUGGAGUGGCUUCCAUUUGGCCAGCGAAGACGUUGUCCGAGCCCGAGCUGUGCAAUAUGGCAUGAAGGUGCCGGAAGGCCGACAGCUUUUCCGCUUGGGUUCAGAUGGCAAAUGCAGCCCCAAAAAGCAGGCUGCCACAGACUCCCCAUAUCAGAUUCGUUACAAAACGAAGGAGCAGGUUGGGGAAGCACUUGAGCAGCUUCUACGGCGUUGGAACGAGCGCACCACAGGGCGGCGCUUUCCAAUCAAGACUGAUCUUCCGCACGGCAAAGUCCCUGUCGAAAAAUUGUACCAGUAUCUGACGUUUCCGGAGCUGGCGGAUGCUUUAUGCGAAGAUCCAUCCAAAUCGUUCAAGGCUGCGGCACGAACCAAAACCCGGUCAGACUCGGGAAUACAACACGGAUCACUGCCAAAAUUGGAGAUGGAGUCGUCGGCAUGGAAGGCUAAGCCGGGCAACUUGACCAUGCUGACCGGUACCGACGUCAGAAUUGCCUUUUUUGCCGAUGCUGCUCUCUGUGGCAUUAGCCUCGAGCUCCACUGCAAAAUCCUCGAAGAGCAUGGCGUCGAUGUCACCGAGCUGAAGGAAAGCCUCAUAAAGUUUGCCGACACGAUUGUGGAACAGGUUGAGCGUAAAAGACAAGUCUACUAUGCGGACUUCCACCGACUUGUAGAUGACUGGACGUCUUUCUUCGCGCCCUCACAACUUCUGAUGGCAGAUAGAAGGCAUUAUGAGCCACUUCAGGCGGAUCCAGCUGAUUUUAACGCAAACCAGAAUCUUUGCUUAUUGGACUGCAUACCGACAAAUUGCGACCUCGAGGUUCCAGGAUUGGCGGACCGUCGCCAGGCUGCGCUCGCUUGUAGGGAUAUCAUUAACUUUCUGUAUCAAUACAGGGGCCAGAGCGUGACAUCUGCGCUCGAGAAGUUGGCACCCAAUGCCUCGACGGAUUUGGUCAACUUGGUGCCUGCGAUCACAGAUCCGAGGAAGGGUGGCAGACUUGAUCCGAAGCACCUGAAGGUUCGACAGCUGACAUGCGAAAUGCUGGAAGGAUUGACAAAAGCUUGGUUCGAAUGGCCAUUUAAGCCCGAUGGCUGGGAGUUGAGUAUUUCGAUCUCGGAUGGCGACUACUCGAGGACGGGCAAUACCGGACCUCUAACACCUGAAGCUGUGACUGCUAGCGAUGAUAGUGAUAUCCUCGACUAG
Cercospora beticola is the source of this 1844-nucleotide messenger RNA. RefSeq lists its product as uncharacterized. Lineage: Eukaryota; Fungi; Ascomycota; Dothideomycetes; Mycosphaerellales; Mycosphaerellaceae. The record is from RefSeq and is a predicted model, not a curated record.